AUGGGCAAGAAGAGGAAGAGACCCAUCAAGGGUGACCGUGCGCUGGACAGGUUGUCGCAGCCAUGCACCUCUCCAGCAUCCACUUGUUUCAAGGGACUGCGCAGCCUCGCUCGUGAUGAUGCUGCAGAGCACUCGCAUCCAGUCAUCUCAUUAUACUAUUCUCAGGUUGUAACACUGAGACAAUAUCUUCUAUGCCAAAUACCCCUGUCCUCCAAAUCUCGCCGUCGGAGAAUUGUGUCAAUAUGUCAUGAGCCGGCUCCUGCAAAGACAAGUGACGAUGGUGGUUCAGGAGGACUACUUGCCAAUCUUCUUAAUACGACCCUGGUGGGUAUAUUGACCGACUCGCCUCCGACAUGCAACGAAAAACGCCGGCAAGAGCUAGCCGCGUUUACGCAGUCGCAGUCUAAAUCUGAACAAGCCAGCACAGACACCGGACCAUUAUGUGCCCAGGCAGAGCUUGUUGAUUUUGUCAUAUCCUCCCUGUUUAAUCGUGACAGAUUCUCACGUCAAAAGCCCCUUCAUCUAUUAACCCGAGGAUACAGACGCGUGAGCGCGCACCCUGCUCAUUAUGGGAAUAGGACAGUAUCAUGCAGUAUUGCAGGCCUUGAGGUGCAGUUCCCUAAUGACAAUGUCCAGCAACUGAAGCAAGCACCAUGGACAGAAGUGCUUGGAUUAUUGGGGGACAAUGGAGAAGAGAUCAUGCUAAAGCUUCUCCUGGACUGUGGUAUAUUUGUGGCCGUUGAUCAGAAAAGAGGAAUCUAUUUCCAAUUAAGUGGGCUCCCUCUAUCGACCCUUGAACCCGUGAAUAAGGUGCCCCAAAACCAUUUGAUACCAAAGAAUGCACUUCCUCUCUCAGUAACAAGCAAGCCUGUACUGGCCCCUGAUCUCAUUAAAGAGAUUAAAACUGACAAGAGUACUUCUGACCACAAGGCGACUAUACAAAAGCCAGCUCCUAUUGUUUUCCAUCGCCGACGAAUUUUGUAUGCUUCACCAGUGCUCGAUCUGAAAGGAAAGAUUCAGUUUGGAAUGAAAGGAAUGAAAAGCCAUGUUUUGAACCGCUUUUCCUCUUCUACAUCACUCACGCACACUGCUCACGUAUUGAAAUACAUAUUCCCCAAACAAUUCGGCUUGCAUAAUGUCUUCUCGAGCGUGUCGAGUGGCCAAGACAUGCAGUUCAAAGAUUACACUUAUCGCGAAGAUGAGAUUGCAAAAUUAGAGAAAGCAAAGCGAGCCCAUACCUCCCAGAUCACGAUCCCAAGACGACUCCAAGGCAAAGCUAUAGAGUUGGUCCAGCAGCUGCAGAACCGGAAUAAACAUUGCUCAUAUACAUAUUUACUCAAUUACUACUACUACGCGACGCCUGCAGCAUCCGUAUCUGCCUUCUGUAGAGCUGCCUUGAGGAAUCUGAUUCCCCCCCAAUUUUACGGAACUGGUCAGAACAGGAUCCGGCAUCAAGAAAAAAUUCUCAAGCAUGUCGAUCAAUUCGUGCGAAUGCGGCGUUUCGAAAACCUGAGUCUUCAAGAUGUGUGCCAGGGAAUCAAGGUCACUUGUAUACCUUGGCUUGAGCCUACUAGUUCAAGACAAGUAUUCAAUCUCUUGCAGAACAAGCUGUCGAGGUCCGACUUCGAGAAGCGAACAGAGCUACUUCAUGAGUUCGUGUACUAUCUGUUCGACUCCAUUCUAAUACCACUCAUCCGAGCCAACUUUUAUGUCACCGAGACCCAGUCUCAUCGAAACCGUCUGUUCUAUUUCCGGCACGACGUGUGGCGCCAGCUGACUGAAGGACCGAUGGUUGAGCUCAAGGCUAGCGUUUUUGAAGAGCUGGAGCCAGCCAUAGCUCAGCGUAUAGUAGAAAAGAGAUUAGAGAAAAGCGGUAUGGGAUAUGGUUCAUUACGACUAUUACCUAAAUCAACAGGUAUUCGCCCUCUGUUGAAUCUCAAGCGAAGAUCUUUAUUAGCUGGCCAUGGAAAACCCGGCAAGUUCUGGAGCGUCAACUCAGUUGUUGCCCCGAUCCACAGCAUGCUCCAGUAUGAGAAAACACGAGCACCGUCCAAACUAGGCUCAUGUGUGCAGUCGGUGGGGGAGAUACAUUCUCAAUUGAAGAUAUUCAAGAAACACCUAUCACCAAAUCAGGGCUCGAUGCCUCCAUUAUACUUUGUCAAGCUUGAUAUCCAAUCUUGCUUUGACACAAUCCCUCAACAGAGCCUGAUCCAUGUUAUCGAAGGGCUGAUCACCGAAGCAGCCUAUCAUUACACAAAACACGUUGAAAUGACGCCGUCUGAUGAAUUCAACGUCCUGUGGCCAUCGCACGAAGCCCGGCCAAGCAAGGCUAGGCGGCGAUUUGUCGGUAGGGCAGCGCCUGCUGCAAGGCCACAGCACCUGGCAGAGGCGGUGACAAACGGCGAGACCAGCCAGAGGCGAAACACCGUCUUUGUCGACACCCUCAUGCAGAGAGAAUUCAAUGCGGAAGAUUUACUGGACCUCCUUGAUGACCACGUGCGAAACAAUCUCAUCAAGUUCGGGCGGAAUUACUUUCGGCAACGCAAUGGCAUUCCCCAGGGCUCAGUGUUAUCGAGCAUGUUGUGCAACCUUUUCUAUGCAGACAUGGAGCAGCAAGUGCUGGGAUUUCUGCAGUCAGACAAAGCUUUACUGGUUCGCCUAGUUGAUGAUUUUCUACUCGUCACUACCGACUCCUCAUUGGCCAUGCGUUUUCUCCAGGUCAUGAUCCCCGGGCAGCCUGCGUACGGGGUUUCGGUCAAUCCAGCUAAAAGCCUGGUCAACUUCGCCGCCGCUGUGGACGGGAUUCAAAUCCCGCGCCUCGUGGAUACUCGGCUCUUCCCUUACUGCGGAAGUCUGAUCGAUACUCGUUCUUUGGAGAUCUACAAGGAUCAUGAGCGCAUCCUGGAAGGGGGCCAAUCAGUCGCCACCAGUCUCUCGAACUCGCUCACCAUCGAGGUGACGCGAGCACCGGGCCGGACUCUUCACCGCAAACUGCUUGGGUCCUUCAAGCUGCUCAUGCAUCCCAUGUACUUGGAUAGGCAACACAACACGAUCGGAGUGAUCCUAUCGAACCUGUACGCGAACUUCGUCAUAUCGGCGAUGAAGAUGUACCGAUACUUGAAGUCGCUGUCGGGGCGGGUCCACCCAGCGCCCGUGGUGAUUCGAAUCGUUCGAGAUGUGAUACACCUAGCCACCCGCAUGGUCCAAGCCCGACGUGAGGCGAACUUACCACCAGCAGCUAGUCGUCGCGGGGUGCAUCAGUGCGAGGUUGAAUACUUGGCUGCCGCGGCGUUCCGGUUUGUGCUGGGACGCAAGCAAGCCCGGUACGUGCGGGUGUUAGGCUGGCUGGAUGUCAUUCUCAGAGAGAGCCAGCCCAAUUCCAAGACACAGGCCUGGCAGCUAGGGCAGGUGGUGCGAACUGGCAAUGCGACAUAUGGCGGCUGGAAGUUCUAG
This is a messenger RNA of Aspergillus niger, 3453 nucleotides long. RefSeq lists its product as uncharacterized. Lineage: Eukaryota; Fungi; Ascomycota; Eurotiomycetes; Eurotiales; Aspergillaceae. Gene Ontology annotation, molecular function: telomeric repeat DNA binding; telomerase RNA binding. Gene Ontology annotation, biological process: telomere maintenance via telomerase. Gene Ontology annotation, cellular component: telomerase catalytic core complex. Bases 1 to 3453 code for a protein of 1150 amino acids. The transcript is spliced from 6 exons. The record is from RefSeq and is a predicted model, not a curated record.